Messenger RNA from Beta vulgaris subsp. vulgaris (sugar beet), 381 nucleotides. RefSeq lists its product as uncharacterized. Lineage: Eukaryota; Viridiplantae; Streptophyta; Magnoliopsida; Caryophyllales; Amaranthaceae. The transcript has a single exon. The coding region runs from base 1 to 381 and encodes 126 amino acids. The record is from RefSeq and is a predicted model, not a curated record.
AUGCUUAGCAAUCAAGCAGAGACUGACCCAUUUCCUAAGGUAGUCGUCAGUGAGCUGGAUCAUGGGAAAUUGAGAAUCCCUCAUGACGAUCCCUUGGUUGUGGAGAUGAAGAUUGCUAAUUUAAGAGUGAGAAGAAUUCUAAUUGAUAUUGGGAGUUCGACGGAUAUCAUAAGCGCAAACUGUUUGUCGAUGCUGAAUUUCAAUGAGGGUUAUUUAGUAUUAGUUCAUUAUCCCAUAAUUGGGUUUGGGGGAGGAGUAAUCCACCCUAUGGGAACCGUUACCUUACCCAUCAGGGUAGGGGACAAGGAAGCAUAUAGAACGUUGUUCGUUAAGUUCUUGGUUGUUCGAGAUUUGAAGGCCUACAAUGUCAUUCUCGGAUGA